Messenger RNA from Beta vulgaris subsp. vulgaris (sugar beet), 1353 nucleotides. RefSeq names its product probable ubiquitin-conjugating enzyme E2 18. The coding region runs from base 562 to 1077 and encodes 171 amino acids. NCBI's taxonomy places the organism in Eukaryota, Viridiplantae, Streptophyta, Magnoliopsida, Caryophyllales, Amaranthaceae. The record is from RefSeq and is a predicted model, not a curated record. The transcript is spliced from 6 exons.
AAGCGGGAAUUCAUGAGCUUGUUUUUUUCUCUCUAGUCGCUACUUUGCUGCUAUUAGGUGAGAGAAAUAAUUAGGAAAUGAUAUUUCAUUAAUAGAUAGGAUUGCUCAAUGAAAGAAAUCUGGGACGGGGGUGGAAUUACAUUAACUUAAUGAGGGUAGUUCAGUUUAAAAAAAUAAUGAUAUGUAGAGAGAUUAAAUGUAGGAAGAACUUUUUGGAACGUCCCGAUAGGGAAUAUAGGAAAGAACAAAAGAGAACGGAGGAAGUAAUGCAAUACUAGGAUUAUCCAGCAAGUGAGAGUACGUGAAUGGAGACGAGGAUAAUAGAUAAAUUAGUUGUGUUACAGGUAGCCUAUGGCAUUAUACCAAAAUCAAGAACAUUGAAAUCUCAUCCUGGUGUGCACAAAGUUUAAGAGGGAAGCAACAUCAAGGCUUUUGAUUUCGGAAAGGAGAAUGAAAACUCCACCCUGAUCACAUGUGAAGAAUGGUUGUAGAAAGAAAAGUUCUAAGAGUAAGAAUACUAUUUGUUCGUAGUUUAAUUGUUCUUCGAGAUGCAGAGCAGGCAUGCAAAGAAAUGAGUUUGAUAUUGAUGUUGCUGAAGCUUAUGCGGCCUCAUAUUUAAGGGCUUUAAGCAAGAUCGCCCAAAAUCGACUCCAGAAAGAACUUGUAGAGUGGCAACUUAAUCCUCCUGCUAGUUUUAAUCACAAGGUCACCGAUAAUCUUCAAAGAUGGGUAAUUGAGGUAGCUGGAGCACCUGGAACUUUGUAUGCAAAUGAAACUUAUCAGCUUCAGGUUGAUUUUCCUGAGCAUUACCCUAUGGAGGCACCCCAGGUUGUAUUUGUACCUCCAGCUCCACUGCAUCCUCACAUUUAUAGCAAUGGGCAUAUAUGUUUAGAUAUUUUAUACGAUUCGUGGUCCCCUGCGAUGACAGUCAGCUCUGUCUGUAUUAGCAUCCUCUCAAUGUUGUCAAGCGCUCCCUCAAAGCAACGUCCUGCAGACAACGAUCGUUAUGUGAAGAACUGUAAGAAUGGAAGAUCUCCUAAGGAUACAAGAUGGUGGUUUCAUGAUGAUAAAGUGUAAUGUAUGAGCAUAGGCUGUAUCAGAUCUUCAAACACCUUAGAAUUGACUUAUAGGUUAAAAUAUCUUCCAAUUUCCCGGAGAUAUUCAAGUGGAAAUAGAAGGAGAUGCUAUCCCCAAUUCUCCUUCCCCCCUUCCAAAUUAAAAAAAAUUGAAUGUAUUCAGAUGCCCUCUUGUUCGCUUGGGGCAUAACGCAGAUUACCUCCACGAGGUCGAAAUGUCAGAUGUAAAGCAAUGGCUCCUGAUUCGUAAGUAUGAGAAAGGUAGCUGUCUGUUAAA